Molecule: messenger RNA, 3880 nt
Organism: Pleuronectes platessa (European plaice)
Lineage: Eukaryota; Metazoa; Chordata; Actinopteri; Pleuronectiformes; Pleuronectidae
Gene: stard3
Product: StAR-related lipid transfer (START) domain containing 3
Exons: 15
Coding region: 348-1700 (450 amino acids)
Cellular component (GO): late endosome
Molecular function (GO): cholesterol binding; cholesterol transfer activity
Source: RefSeq, a predicted model, not a curated record
UUUAAUGUCUGAAAUGUAGCUUUUUAUUAGAUGUUUCGUAACGUAGAGUCAAGUUAACCACACGUCCUGUUUCUCACCGUCAUUUUCUAGCGUUACCAGCAAAUGUCAGUUUCUAAAAUACUGUCCGUAUUCCCUUGUUUUAACGGGGGGACCACACAGUUAGCGAGUGAAACUAACUUGCACAGAAAGGGAAGAUGAGUUAGCCGGUGGAGGCUAACCGAGGCAGCUAGCUACUCUGGCCCUGUCACUUCUUCGUUUGCUGCUUCGUCUCGUCGGCGUCUGUUGGCAGGAGAUAAAAACAAGGUUGUGACAGCGACUUUGGGGGAGUUUCCUGUCUCACCGCAGGAAUGCCGGGUGGAGAGUAUGGGGAGCUCGGGGCCAGUCUCCCCGCCAUCGCCUCCCUGAACGCCUCCUACUCUACAUCAAUGUCCAUCCCGUCCCCGUACCUGUUUGCACCACCUGCUGAGCGCAGGGUCAUCUCUGACGUCCGCCGCACCUUCUGUCUCUUUGUGACGUUCGACCUGCUCUUCAUAUCGCUUCUCUGGAUUAUUGAGUUGAACAUCUCCAGCAACAUCUGGACCAGUUUAGGAGACGAAGUUAUCCGCUAUAACUUCCGGUCGUCCUUCUUCGACAUUUUUCUUCUCGCCAUCUUUCGCUUCCUGUGUCUGCAAGUGGGUUACGCUGCCUUUCGGUUAAAGCACUGGUGGGUAAUUGCGAUUACAACUUUAGUGACCACGGUCUUCCUCGUCGUGAAGGUCAUCGUAUCUAAUCUGCUGUCCCAGAAUGCCUUUGGCUACGUUCUGCCCAUCACCUCUUUUGUGGUGGCCUGGCUGGAGACCUGGUUUCUUGACUUCAAAGUGCUCACGCAGGAGGCAGAUGACGAAAGAGCCUACCUAGCAGCGGUGAACGCGGCCUGGCUAAGGGCUCCCAUGAUCUACCCCUCUGCCGCUUCAGACGGACAGUUCUACUCCCCACCUGAAUCCGUCGCAGGCUCCGAAGAGGAUCUGGAUGAGGAGGGUCUUGGGCGCAGAGCUGUCACCAAUCAGGAGAAGGAGUACGUCCGACAGGGUCGUGAGGCCUUGUCUGUGGUCGAACAGAUCCUAGCCCAGGAGGACGGAUGGAAAUUUGAAAAAAACAAUGAAAUGGGAGACUCUGUCUACACCCUGGAGAUUCCCUUCCAUGGAAAGACUUUCAUUCUCAAGGCUUUCAUGCAGUGUCCUGCUGAGCUGGUGUAUCAGGAGGUGAUUCUGCAGCCAGAGAAGAUGGUCCAGUGGAACAAAACGGUUUCCGCCUGCCAGAUCCUCCAGAGGGUUGACGACAACACACUUAUUUCAUACGACGUCUCUGCUGGAGCAGCGGGGGGAGUUGUGUCUGCCAGGGACUUUGUUAACGUUCGACGGGUGGAGCGCAAACGAGACUGCUACCUGUCUGCCGGUAUGGCAACCGACCACGACGCCAAGCCCCCAUGUGGUCGCUACGUCAGGGGGGAGAACGGUCCUGGAGGAUUUGUGGUCCUCAAAUCCAGCAGUAACCCGUCGGUCUGCACCUUCAUCUGGGUCCUCAACACGGAGUUGAAGGGUCGUCUGCCCCGCUACCUCAUCCACCAGAGUUUGGCCGCCACCAUGUUUGAAUUUAUGUCCCAUUUACGGCAACGUAUCGCUGACCUGCGGCCCUCUCUGCGCUCCCACCAGCACACUUAAAACAGGAGAGACACCGGACUGUGCCACAGUUGGUUGGGAGGUAUCACUACUGGGCUUUUGUAUACGUAUACUCAAAUCAGCGGAACAUGUACAAUGAGCACAGCAGUGCUCUCGUGACGCAUUGAGCUGAAGCGAUGUGCCAUAGUGACUGAAAAGACUGCAGCUGGAAGCAUAGGAGAUGUGAGACAUGUGACCACGCAUUCACCACAUUUCAGUCACAUGAGAAGAGGAGUAAUUUGGUUUUCAAAGACGUUGUUCUUCUUUAUUGAAGGUCAACAAUGUGGUUUUUUUCUAGUGUAUUCACAUACAGAUUUUUGAGAAGACCUGAUGUUAUUUGGCCUCUCGCUGUACGAGGAGAGCCGUUUUCUGAAAGCAUCACUCACACAAGAAGACCUGGAUGAAGAUGGGGGUCGAUUCUCACCGUCAGACGUAUUUCAAAAUGAAACCGAUAUACUGAGCCUUAUCUUACUGCGCACACUGUUGGCCAUUGAUUUUCUGCCUUUUUGUGUGUUUCACUGCAAUGUUAUAAAUGUUUCUCUGGUGCGCCAGUCAUAAAACGAACCCAUACACACCUUCAAGGGUCAUUUGAAGGAGUAAAAGCUGUUGUCCAUGGUUAAUGCUCUUUAACGACACUGUGAUAGAUGGUAAAAGCAGCACCACUAGAAGAAGAUGCCACUUACCCAACCAGUGAAAUUCUCUAAGGCCGUUUUCGGAUAUGAAACUUGGGUUGGGACGUUUUCCAGAGUUUGCCUUUUACAUAUGAAGAAUGCAGUAAAAGACUGUCAGACGCUUUCCCAAAGACAGAAAACUCUGGAGCGUUCAGGUGGGGGGGCACCCGGGUAGAGCAAGCAGCUGGCAGGACAUGAUGUGUAUAUUCCGCUGUGGAAAUUACGUGUUUGUUGUUUACAGCACAUUGACACCAUAUCACUAACAGCUCUCAAGUCUUUAUUAAUUGGAUAUGGACAUGUUAGUCGGCGUCCUCUCUGUAUGGCACCUCUUUUUCAUGCUGAGAUAUUUGGGCUAUUUUUCUUUAUUUCAGUUUUGCAUUUGUCGCGUGUUUAAACAACUUCUACACGCCCUACUGCUCGACAUGUAUUGUCACAGGGGCCCGUGCUGACAUUUUGUUUGUUGGCUUUGAGGAAAAGUUGUAGAAAUGUCUUCCACAACUGGCUCAGAUAUUCACCUUCUCACAUGCAGCCACAUAGAGCCCCUCCAGAAGUUCUCUGGAAAAUGUCCGAGGUUCAGUGCAGGUCUAAAAGCAGCUUUAAUUUGACCGCUCCCUUUCUGCAAGUGCAAAGACUUGUUAUCUAAUCCUCUUAAAUCUAAUCAACUAUUACUGAGGGUUUCUCAAUACUGCUUUUGUGCUGCACUUUGUCAUCUGAAGUCAAACCAGGCUUUUGCAUUUGCAUCACAAACUAACAAUAUUAUAUAUUGUUAUAAUGUGAUGCAAAUGCAUUAUCGAGCUCGAUUAGUACUAGAUGAUGAUGCUCACACAUCGUGACGCUGUACACGCUCUGAAGCUGUACUUUUGUAUCCAUUAACCUCAAGUGGCCUUGUGGUAAAAGAAGCUGAGCUCAUUCAUGUCAACAGUUCUGAAUGUGCUGACAUUAGUACAGAUGGAUGAUUAAAGUUUUUCUAUCACUUCUUACAUUAUGAUUACUGCGUGUUACUUUUGCUUCAGACAUCUGUAUCUCAGUGUUAUGACGGACCUCAGAAAAUCGUUUCUAUAAUUUCACAAAACCUGGUCAUAGGUCCGAAUCACUGCGGAGUUGAAGCAGAGUGAGCAGUGAAGGCAGGAAACGUUUGUUCUCACUCGCAAGCUGUCAACCAUCUGAAAAGAGUCCUUGUCCAAAAGUUGUGGUAAUUGCGAUUUUUUAGGUUUUAGCUGUUUAUCAUACUGAAGGAAUGUUAAAUGAUUUCAGCGUUCCGGUGCCUUUUUAUCACUCUCCCCUCACCUCCGGCUUUUUCUUUUGCUUUACUCUUUUGCUUUACACAUUUCCAUGUAUGCCAUAUUCACACGAAACAUGCUUACAUUACUUAAGUUUGUGUCUUUCUUUUUAAUAGCUUUUGAAGGUAAUUUAUCAUAGAUCAUUCAUCCAACAUGUUAAUUUAAACCAACAGUCCGUUUUUAUUGAGUCUUAACCAGUGUUUGAUGUUUAAUAAAAUAUACGAAGUCAUGA